CAUAGCUGCAGAACGAUCGAGAACAGCCGGCGCUGUAACGCUCUCUCAGUGAUCGGUAAACACCGUGGUUGUAUUGGUAAACACAACAAGCUCUUAACCGUGUUCUCCCUCCGCCACGGAAUAUCUCUCCGGUUCUUUUUCUGUCUCUCGUUGAACAAAGAGAAAGUGACAGCUCCGCAUCUCCCGGACCACCCGGACCGGAUCCUCGGGUCGCAUUCACACCUGAUAGUCCGCUUCUUUGCACCAGACAUGUCAGAUAUCUCAAAGGAACAGUGGAAUGUUAAUCUGAACGACAUCCUGGAGGGUCUGUUGAGACCACAGUAUGAACAAAUGAAGGAACGUCUGAGGGGCUUCCCUCAGGACCUGAAGGAGGGCACGUCCAGUGCAAAGAUGCCUGAAACACUCAUUGAGUUCUACGGGACAGAAGGGUCUAUCUUGGAGAUGGAGAGGGUGAUGAAAGAGAUCCAGAUGAAACAUAUCUAUAUCCUGAGUCUGCUGACACCCUUCGUUCAGCAAGUGAGGAUCAACCAGCAGCAGGAGAAGAAGAGGAGACGUGAGGAGGAGCCGGAGGAGGGAAGCAGCACUGCAGCAGAUCAGCUGAAGAGCAGUCCACCUGGCAAGAAGCUGAAGGCGAGUGACUCCCAGGAGGGGAAUGCUCCAUGGAAGAAGUCCAUCCUUGAUCUGAAAUCCAGUGGAAUUCUUUCUAAAGAAGCAAUUGUUGCGAAGGUUGUUAAAAAAUCCGACCUGCGUAAGUACGACACCCAGACAAAGAAAGGAAGGUUUUGUUUUUAUCUGGGCGUCGCUGACGAGACGGGCAGCAUCAAACUGAUGGUGUACGGAAAAGAUCUCCAUAGUCAAAUCAAAGAGGGGAGCUCCUACAACUUCAGGAACAUCAUAAAAGACGAGGGAUAUGUGAAAGUUAACUCGGCGAGCAAAGUGUCCAUCACUAAACCCGUCACCGUCCCGGAGGAGCUCCAGAGGGAGGCUGGGAGACUGGUUUUCCCAGAGAGUCAGCUCCUAUCCCUUAAAGAUGUCAAGUCCUCUCGUCCCCAGACAGACGUAAGCGUGGAAGGGACCGUCACCGAGAUUGAACCCGUGGUCAAAACGAAGGUGCAUCACAAGGAGAAGAAGACCAAUAAGCAAACGUUCAGACUGAGACAGGCAGCUGAGGAAAUCAGCGUCAGCAUGUGGGACGAGGCCGUCAAGCUGAGCAGAGACGUUUCAGUGGGAGACGUCUUUCGUCUUACCAACAUGAAGACCAAGGAGUACUACGGGGAAGUCUCUCUCAACUCAACUAAAUUCACCAGACUCACCAAGGUUCACAGUGUCGGCGUCCAGGAAGUGACCCUCCAGAUUACAGGGAUCAAGAAAGCCACGCUGAAGGAGACUCAGUUGGAGGUGGAUCUAUCCAAGAAGCUGCAGACGCUCAUCGUGGCUUCUCGAGUUCUGGCGAAAGCGCUCAACCUCCAGCUGAAGAAAGGCUUCGACGAUAACAUCCUGAAAAGAAUUCCCCUCACAGUAAAUGCUGGAAUACAAGGAAACAGAAUCAUCAGAAUAACGGUGUAAUGGGGAAUAUUAUACUGACUUACUUUAACAUCAUUGUGAGAUUCUUAUUUUCUAAUGUCUAUCUCUACUGGCUUUCUUUUCUUUUACUGAAUGCUCCUUUCAUUAUCACCAAGCUUGACCCCCCCCUUUCCCCUCUCUGUGUUUAAGUCUGCAACCCAAACCCAUUCUUGGUCUUUCACUCUGCAGACAGUCUGCUCUCUGUAUGACUGAAUGAACUUUCUUGCAAGAAAUAAAAUACCUAAGACA
Eleginops maclovinus (Patagonian blennie) is the source of this 1812-nucleotide messenger RNA. RefSeq lists its product as uncharacterized. Gene Ontology annotation, biological process: response to ionizing radiation; mitotic cell cycle checkpoint signaling; double-strand break repair via homologous recombination. The coding region runs from base 250 to 1566 and encodes 438 amino acids. The transcript is spliced from 8 exons. Gene Ontology annotation, molecular function: DNA binding. The record is from RefSeq and is a predicted model, not a curated record. Lineage: Eukaryota; Metazoa; Chordata; Actinopteri; Perciformes; Eleginopidae. Gene Ontology annotation, cellular component: SOSS complex.